Messenger RNA from Phytophthora sojae, 417 nucleotides. RefSeq lists its product as hypothetical. The transcript has 3 exons. Bases 1 to 417 code for a protein of 138 amino acids. Gene Ontology annotation, cellular component: cytoplasm. The record is from RefSeq and is a predicted model, not a curated record. Gene Ontology annotation, biological process: glycolytic process. NCBI's taxonomy places the organism in Eukaryota, Oomycota, Peronosporomycetes, Peronosporales, Peronosporaceae. Gene Ontology annotation, molecular function: magnesium ion binding; potassium ion binding; pyruvate kinase activity.
AUGCCGGCGCUGUCGGAGCAGGACAAGCGCGGCAUGAACUGGGCCGUGGAGCACGUAAUCGACUUCAUCGCGGCGUCCGUCAUCCGCAAUACCAGCGACGUGCACGACAAGCCCUGGCUGCACGAGCCCAAUGACAUCGCACCCAAGUUUACCGCUACGGUGGAGAACCCGGAGGGCGUACGGAGCUUUGAGGAGACCCUCGAUGCCCGCCUGGCGUACUACAACAUGACGGUGGACCACUGCAAUGCCGUUGGCAAGCCUGUGGACGUGGGCAAGCAGAAGCUCGAGUCCACGGAGAACAACCCGCGCCCGACGCGCGCCGACUGCGUCGAGUCGGCGCCGGGCAAGUACCCGAUCGAGUCGGUGACCACCAUGAACAUAGUCGUCAAGGACGACAAGCUGCUGCUACAGCUUUAA